Messenger RNA from Physella acuta, 519 nucleotides. RefSeq lists its product as uncharacterized. NCBI's taxonomy places the organism in Eukaryota, Metazoa, Mollusca, Gastropoda, Physidae. The record is from RefSeq and is a predicted model, not a curated record.
AUGAGAACUUGGUUCCUGAUCGAGAUCCGAAGUCGAGAUCUUCAGCGCCUCAAAGUUUCCCCUCCACAGCGCCUCAAAGUUUCCCCUCCACAGCGCCUCAAAGUUUCUCCUCCACAGCGCCUCAAAGUUUCCCAUCUACAGCGCCUCAGUUUCCCCUCUACAGCGCCUCAAAGUUUCCCCUCUACAGCGCCCCAAAGUUUCCCCUCCACAGCACCUCAGUUUCCCCUCCACAGCACCUCAGUUUCCCCUCCACAGCGCCUCAAAGUUUCCCCUCCACAGCGCCUCAAAGUUUCCCCUCUACAGCGCCUCAAAGUUUCUCCUCUACAGCGCCUCAAAGUUUCUCCUCCACAGCGCCUCAAAGUUUCCCCUCUACAGCGCCUCAAAGUUUCCCCUCUACAGCGCCUCAAAGUUUCGCCUCCACAGCGCCUCAGUUUCCCCUCCACAGCGCCUCAAAGUUUAUCCCAGUACAGCGCCUCAAAGUUUCCCCUCUACAGCGCCUCAACAUGGGCUUCAGCUUGA